This is a messenger RNA of Astyanax mexicanus (Mexican tetra), 3746 nucleotides long. RefSeq names its product potassium voltage-gated channel, subfamily G, member 4b (gene kcng4b). Gene Ontology annotation, biological process: protein homooligomerization; potassium ion transmembrane transport. NCBI's taxonomy places the organism in Eukaryota, Metazoa, Chordata, Actinopteri, Characiformes, Acestrorhamphidae. Gene Ontology annotation, cellular component: voltage-gated potassium channel complex; membrane. Bases 616 to 2205 code for a protein of 529 amino acids. The record is from RefSeq and is a predicted model, not a curated record. Gene Ontology annotation, molecular function: delayed rectifier potassium channel activity. The transcript is spliced from 3 exons.
CCCUUACUUACUCUCUCUCUCUCUCUCUCUCUCUCUCUCUCUCUCUCACUCUCACACACAUAUAUACGACUGGUCCACCCGAAAAGAAGAUGAGAUAACAUAAUAACAGGUUUUCAGAGAACAUCCUAAUCGGUUUUAUUCCAGGCUUUCGGAAAGUACUUUUUUUUUAACCAAAGGAUUCGCUCGGAUGUGUUUGCGGUGUUCGAGGAUUAUCUCUCUCGUGGGUAGAGACAAAAUUACGAGGAUGCACAGGGGUGACCCUCACGAACCCUCCAUCCCAUCCUCAGCACCGGCUAAUUAUCAGAGUGAUUGAUUGAUACGGGAUGGUACCAGGACUCUGCCUCCACCCAGCCCAAACUAUUUCCAGCGAGAGCUUUUACAGUCCGAAGUGACAGAAAUGUAAAUGCCUCUGCUCCAUCAUAUUUGGAUCACUGGCGAGAACUCUAUUACUACACUCAAGCCAGCGCUUACAGUAAAGUUUACAAACGGAGCGCAUUUUCUUCUGCCAUAUAAGGAUACAAGUGGUCAAGUUUUGGCAUCCACCUCUCGAUUCCCAUCUUCUAAAAACCACCGCAUCCCACGGCAGCCCCUGCAGUUGCAUGGCCAAAUGCCAUCAUGCCCAUCAUCAGCAAUACUAAUGACCUCAGCAAUUUCUCAGUCAGCACUGAUGACAGCAGCCUCGACCGGUUUUUCACAGAGAUUCCAGAGACAGAGACUAUCAAGGGGGUGUACUUUAAGAGAGCCUGGCUACUGCGUGACCCCUCUGCCCUCCAAGAGGUCAACCCUGACGAACUGGCGCUCAUCAAUGUAGGAGGCGACCGCUACGCCUUCCCCUGGAGUACACUGGACGAGUUCCCGCUCUCCCGCCUGGGUCAACUGCGGCACUGCAAAGGACCAGAGGAAAUCGCGAGGCUCUGCGACGACUACGACGAGGCGCGGCAGGAAUACUUCUUCGACCGCAGCUCUGCAACUUUCCGCGUCAUCCUCAACUUCCUAGCCGCAGGAAAGUUGCGGCUACUGCGGCAACUCUGCGCCGUGUCCCUCUCAGACGAACUGGACUACUGGGGAAUCGACAUGGUGCACAUGGAGCGCUGCUGCCGGCGCCGGAUGAUGAGCCGCCUGGAGGACGUGGCUGAGAGGAAGCGUAAAAACGAGGAGAGGAGGCGGAAGAGGAAGCCGCCGAGCAGGCCAGCACAAGAGAAGGGCUACCGUGCCCUCAUGAGUCGCCUCAGGGAGGUGGUGGAAAACCCACACUCGGGCUGGCUGGGAAAAACCUUCGCCUGCUUCUCGGUGAUCAUGAUCGCUGUGACUGUGAUCAGCCUGUGCAUCAGCACCAUGCCCAAUCUCAGGGAGGAAGAGAGCCGGGGCGAAUGCUCACAAAAGUGUCAGCACAUGUUCAUCGUGGAGACUGUGUGCGUGGCUUGGUUCUCGCUGGAGUUAACCCUGCGCUUCCUGCAGGCCCGCAGCAAGCUGGAGUUUGCACGCGGUCCACUGAACAUCAUUGACGCUGUAGCCAUUCUGCCCUACUACAUCUCCUUGGUGGUGGACGAGAAGAACGACAGUACGGGAGAACCGGGGACUGGCCGAGGGUACCUGGACAAGCUGGGCUUGAUCUUACGGGUGAUGCGAGCCCUGCGGAUCCUGUAUGUGAUGCGACUGGCCAGGCACUCCCUAGGGCUGCAGACAUUGGGGUUGACCAUGCAGAGAAGCACCCGGGAGUUCGGGCUGCUGCUGGUCUUCCUCUGCGUAGCCGUGGCUCUCUUCUCACCACUCAUCCACCUGGCGGAGAACGAGCUGUCCUCCGGCACCGCCGUGGGGCCACACAGUUUCAGCAGCAUCCCGGCCUCCUACUGGUGGGCCGUCAUCUCAAUGACCACGGUGGGAUACGGCGACAUGGUGCCGCGCAGCAUCCCGGGCCAGGUGGUGGCCUUCAGCAGCAUUCUGAGCGGCAUCCUCAUCAUGGCCUUCCCGGCCACCUCCAUCUUCCACAUGUUCUCCCGCUCCUACAACGAGCUCAAGCAGGAGCACGAGAUGAUCUACAAAGAAGAACGAGUGGCGCUCCUGGCCGACAGCGCCGCGGAGGAGGUCAGGAAAGAGGCAGAGAAAAACCCUUACUACUGGCCACAACUAGACACCAACAAACCCUACCAGAGCGAGAACGGAUCCAGGGCUAAUCGGCCCAUCUUCACAGCCACGGCGUGCUGAGACAGGCCACGGAAUGCUGACAAUAAAAGCUGAGGAAUUGCUGCAACAUUUGUGGUUUCUGUCCCUGGAGAUAAAGACCAGUCUUGUAACGCCCCACCACAGCGUGACUAAAGUUUACUUUCCACAUUCUCAUGUAUCUGUAUGGCUCGGUUCAACAGGCGGCUCAAAUCCAAUGUUCCUACAAUGUUUCUAAUUCAUCUAAUUAGCAGUUUUGGAAAGUAACAACGAACAUUAUUAGUUACUCUUCUUAAGUAGCUUUUCUUUAACUUUUACUCUACUGGUGUUUUUAAAUUUUCAGCAACUUAAUACAUUUUGAAGCAGCAGUCUUCAAGAUAUGUUCUUUACACUAUAUUCAGAACUUGCUUUGAUCUACAUUGCUAGACAUCCAGUAGCUACCCAGAGCAAAUAGUUAAAAACCAGUGCAAGAUCAUACAAUUUUGAGAGUGCCUAUGCUGCGUAAGUUAUGAAACAUAUGAAAUAUACAGCUCUGAAAAAAAUGUCAAAAAAAUUGAGAACACUUCAGUUCCUGAAUCAGUUUCUCUGAUUUUGCUAUUAUAGGUAUAUGUUGUGUGUUGAGUAAAAUUUACAUUGUUGUUUUAUUCUAUAAACUACAAACAUUUCUCCCAAAGUCCAAAUAAAAAUAGUAAUUUAAAGCAUUUAUACACAGAAAAUGAGAAAGGUUCAGAAAUCAAUAUUUAGUGGAAUAACCCUGGUUUUUAAUCACAGUGUUCAUAUAUCUUGGCAUGUUCUCCUCCACCAGUCUUAAACACUGCUUUUGGAUAACUUUAUGCCUGCACUCCUGGUGCAAAAAUUCAAGCAGUUCAGUUUGAUUUGAUGGCUUGUGAUCAUCCAUCUUCCUUCUGAUUAUAUUCCAGAGGUUUUCAAUUCGGUAAAAUCAAAGAAACUCACCAUUUUUAAGUGAUGUCUUAUUUUUUUUUCCAGAGCUGUUUAGGACUAGUUGCAAUAUAGUAAAGUAGAACUUAUUUGUGAAACCUUAUUUAUUAUAAGUUGUACAUUUAUUAGUCUGUAAUAAAGAAGUGAAUCAAUCUUAAAACAAAAUUGCUUUUGCUUGUUUUUGCAAAGGAAAAAAGUUAUUUAUACCCACUUGGUUAACACAUGUUGCGCUUAUGAUCAUUUUGAUAGACAUCAAUGUAAUCUGACUAUUAAUGACACUAUAUAAAAGGGAGAUAUAUUUGGUAUUUUACUUUAACUUUAACUAAGUACUUGGUUUUGGUACUUCAUCCACCACUGCUACUUGAGAAGAAAACGCAAGCAGGUCAUACGGGUUUGAUUGGAUCUUCAUCAUUUAUAUAGAAAACUAUGGUGUUAGAUCAUAUCAGACACUUCCAGUUUAGACAAAGAGCAAAACAUGUUCUCUGAAGGCCUGAGGCCAGUCUUGCAGUUAGUGAUCCCCAGUCUUUGCAAAAUCUUUAGUCUGUGACUAAAAUGUCUUUGACUUGUCUUUAGAUGUGAGAGGGUGUCAAAAUGUUGUCUUUUGUAAGUCCUUUCAGAGUCUUUUCAAACUUGUGUAGCGUAUGGAC